This is a messenger RNA of Triticum turgidum subsp. durum (durum wheat), 1827 nucleotides long. The record is from the annotation of a GenBank genome assembly. Lineage: Eukaryota; Viridiplantae; Streptophyta; Magnoliopsida; Poales; Poaceae.
AUGCACAAAGAGGAGGCAAUGAAAACCACCUAUCAUGAAGAUACUACCAGUACUGAUGGAUCAAACAUGGAUAAAUACGAUCCAUGGAAUCCUCCGUAUCCUCCAUGCCCUCCUGCUGUUGGAAAUAGCUUAAGUGACUCUAUCCGUUUAGUAGCUAAGUGGUCACGUGAGAAAGAAGCUGCAAUUGGUGCCAUCAGAGCAUCCAGUAUAAUCUUCCCAGACCGCAUCCCUAAGGAGGUGAAUCAUGUCUUCCAUGAUAGAGUGCACCAUUUGGCACCCAUCCUGGAUAAGGAUAGCGUCCGGCGCUUUCUCCGCUUUAUCUGGGGAAAUGGGGCCGGCAUGCAAUGGGGUUCGAUCAUCACCCCAGAGGCUUUGAACCAUAUGAUUGCACAAAAUGCGGUAAAAUGUGUCAAAGCUGCCUUGGAGGGUCAGGCACCUGAGCUUGAUGGGUGCAGGGCCGGUCCCAACUGCAUGAACCAGUAUGGAUACUAUCCCCUCCACCGAGCUGCUGAAUUUUUUUCGGUCGACAUGAUUCAGUUGCUCAUCCGCCACGGCGCAUCCGCCAAUCUACGCACAGCCGGUGCUGAGGUCAUCGAGGGCCUUCUCCCACUCCAUGUUGCAGUCGAGAACACGUGCAUGCACAAGUAUCUAGAAGACAGUCUAUUUCCUAACCAUGAGCAUCGGGAUUACAGUGAGGCAGAUGCCCACUUUAUCUUCAAGCUCAUCUAUCUUUUGUGCCUACCUGAAAUGAAAAUCUUUUUGGAUUCCACUAGGCUGAUCGCAAAACACACAGAUAAUCUACUUGAUGAGCUUUGGAAUUACAUAAAAGAUGGAAAGCUUGCCGAGACAGCCGUUUUGCUACUGGCAGCCCAAGAGCAGAUCCGUGUGGGAACUUCCUGUAAGAAAAUUGGAAAUAGUAAGGCAGAUGGGUUUCAGGUUAUCUACGAAUGUAUUAUGGACAACAGUAUCAAAUUACAGUCUGAAAAGGGCCAAAACCUAAUGGAAAAGGAGGAAUUGGAGACAAAAAUAAAGCUUCAUCAUACAGCAAUGAUGCUUGUUCAUGUAAUUUCCAAAGCUGGUGAAGGUCUUGAAUCAUACAUUCGAAACCAUCUAGAGGCACCCCAUUUCAUGCAGGUGCCCUGUUUGGACGUCCUUGAACGUGUUUCAUCGAUUCUCAAGGAUCACGGUUUUUCUCCUGCUCCCGAAUGUGUAGACAUUAGAAACCUCUGCCCGUAUCAUGAUGUGUUGUCAAGUGAGGAAAUACCUAGAAAACCUGGGGAAAGUGUCGCAGACAGGGAAGCUCUAGAAAUGGAUUAUCUACGCACAGUAGUGAACAAGGCUGCAAGGAGGAAGAGAAAACCGAGACGAUGGGAGCACAAACUCGCCAGGAGAAGCUUCUUCCCAUGGUGGAGAUCGGUGUUAUCUGCCCGGUCUAAAGUCAAGAUCAUGCCCCACAAAUGGGCAUGUCCUUCUGAAUGCUUGGAUCUCAAGAUGGCUUGGAAUAAACCCGUUGAACGCCUGGAUGGCGAGACAGCUUCGAAGAAGGCAACCGCCCAGCAGGAUGGUUCUGCUGCUGCAGCUCCCGGCUCGAUGGGUCGAGUUCCCAUGGUAGUAUAUAGUAGCAAGCCCGGUGAGUUGUUUACUGUAAUACCGCUCGAUGAUAUACCCAAAUACAUGAGGCGACACAGAAGGCAAUCCAGAAGGCUGUUUAGUACAGCGGUUACUUAUCAGCCCAGGAUGGUGAUUGGUGCAGCGGUUAAUUCUCAGCCCAGACGGCUGUUUGGUACAGCGGCAUCGAUGCUGCUCAAAGUGCUGAAGAGGGCAUGA